This is a messenger RNA of Aureococcus anophagefferens, 816 nucleotides long. RefSeq lists its product as hypothetical. The record is from RefSeq and is a predicted model, not a curated record. NCBI's taxonomy places the organism in Eukaryota, Pelagophyceae, Pelagomonadales, Pelagomonadaceae. The transcript is spliced from 4 exons. The coding region runs from base 1 to 816 and encodes 271 amino acids.
AUGUUCAUUAUGAAUUGUGCGCGUGAUUAUGCAUAUCGAUGUUACGCUCGUAGAAGGCGAAGGCACGAGCCGAUCUCGGCUGAUGGCAUCGAUCUUGGAAACGUCAUUUUCGUCGAUGAAUCAAGAGGGGAGCCAGAUCCUGACACUAAUGAGAAUGAAGUCGAAAUUUUGUGCACUUUCCCUCAAGAAAUAUAUCGCCUACCACAGUUCUUUUUCCGGCUUGUAGAUGACACAACCGCACCCCUGAGAAAGUUAUAUGAGGGAAUAUUUGCUUCUGUAGAGCAACAGAGUCGAGAUACAACAAUAGCACUUAUGAAUCUGAAGAGCUCAACUACCAAGCACUUGAUUAAAAGGGGCUUAGCCAGUCAGAAUGUACAGAUUGAAUGGAUCAAGAGCAACGGAAAAUAUAUUAUUAGGAGAACUGUCGAUCUCGCCUCGGGCGCCUUCAGGUUUCGGGAUCAUUUCGAGCCUAAAGAUGACAUCUGGAGCUUGGUUGUCAAGGAGAGAGACCGUCCUGCUCACGCUGAGACGCAUAUAUGCUGCGACACGAAACGGCACCUUGUCAUCGAGCGAAGUCGCAGUCUCAAAGCUGGAUUUAGUUGCAUAUCCUAUACUUGGUUCGUCGACGAAGGAACCAUGAUACAAACUGGGGAAGUUGUGACUGCAGAUGGGAAGGUGGCGAAGACGUACACGAAGACUAAGAGAGUUCGGCACCAGGGGGGAAUUGAAGGCAGUAGAUUCACAAAGACAGGGAUUUCCCGAACACCGCCAAUGCCGCUACAGCGGCAGCUUCGGCCAACUAAACGGCUGGCUUAA